This is a messenger RNA of Culex pipiens pallens (northern house mosquito), 3091 nucleotides long. It is a transcript of the gene Cpr, whose product is annotated as NADPH--cytochrome P450 reductase. The record is from RefSeq and is a predicted model, not a curated record. Gene Ontology annotation, biological process: response to hormone. Gene Ontology annotation, cellular component: cytosol. The transcript is spliced from 8 exons. The coding region runs from base 294 to 2405 and encodes 703 amino acids. Gene Ontology annotation, molecular function: FMN binding; flavin adenine dinucleotide binding; NADPH-hemoprotein reductase activity. Lineage: Eukaryota; Metazoa; Arthropoda; Insecta; Diptera; Culicidae.
AGCUUACGCUCGUAGUCAUUCAGUUCGUAGUCUCGGUCCGAAGUGGUCGUGUUUUGCACCUUCUUAGUUGGUUGCCGCGUCCGUUUUGCGUACGUGCCGCUGAUAACUUCUCCUGUAGGGGACCCCGCCAAUCGCAGUCGUGGUCUUCGUGUGUGCAGUGGACGAUCGCAACGAGCUCAUCGUCAGGAAAAGAAGGAAUCCGAAAAAGAAGAUUGCCGGAUUUAAUUGCUCUUCAGCUUCAUUUGGACCCUUCCAAACCACGUCGUCGUGAUCCACCACCCGCCCUCUAAGCCAUGGACGCACAGACAGAGCCGGAAGUGCCCCCGGUGGUGGCGGCAACCGAGGAGCCCUUCCUGGGCCCGCUAGACAUUGUCCUGCUGCUGGUGCUGGUAGCCGGUGCAGCAUGGUACCUGCUCAAGAACAAAAAGAAGGAAGCCCAGACUAGUCAGUUCAAGUCGUACUCGAUACAGCCCACCGCCGUCAACACGAUGACCAUGGCGGAGAACUCCUUCAUCAAGAAGCUGAAGUCGUCCGGCCGACGGCUGGUCGUGUUCUACGGCUCGCAGACCGGAACGGCCGAGGAGUUUGCCGGGCGGCUGGCGAAGGAGGGCCUGCGCUACCAGAUGAAGGGUAUGGUGGCCGACCCGGAGGAGUGCGACAUGGAAGAGCUGCUGACGCUCAAGGACAUCGACAAGUCGCUGGCGGUGUUCUGCUUGGCCACGUACGGCGAGGGUGAUCCCACCGACAACUGCAUGGAGUUCUACGAGUGGAUCCAGAACAACGACGUGGACUUUACCGGGUUGAACUACGCGGUCUUUGGGCUUGGCAACAAAACGUACGAGCACUACAACAAGGUUGGAAUCUAUGUCGACAAACGGCUGGAGGAGUUGGGAGCAAGUCGUGUCUUCGAGCUGGGACUUGGAGAUGACGACGCGAACAUUGAGGAUGACUUCAUCACGUGGAAGGACAAGUUCUGGCCAGCAGUGUGUGACCAUUUUGGAAUCGAAAGUACCGGCGAUGAGGUGUUGACGCGUCAGUACCGUCUGCUCGAGCAGCCGGAGACCUCGCCGGAACGUCUGUACACCGGUGAGGUGGCCCGUCUUCACUCGCUCCAGACGCAGCGCCCGCCGUUCGAUGCCAAGAAUCCGUUCAUGGCUCCGAUCAAGAUUAACCGCGAGCUGCACAAGUCCGGUGGCCGUUCGUGCAUGCACAUCGAGUUCGAUAUCGAGGGAUCGAAGAUGCGCUACGAAGCUGGUGAUCAUCUGGCGAUGUACCCGGUGAACGAUUCGGACUUGGUGACCCGAUUGGGCAAGCUGUGCAAUGCCGACCUGGAUACGAUCUUCUCGCUGAUCAACACCGAUACGGACAGUAGCAAGAAGCAUCCGUUCCCUUGCCCAACGACGUACAAAACGGCGCUGACGCACUACCUGGAGAUCACCGCGCUGCCGAGAACUCACAUCCUGAAGGAGUUGGCCGAAUACUGCAGCGACGAAAAGGACAAGGAGUUCCUGCGGUUCAUGUCUUCCACGGCACCCGAAGGCAAGGCCAAGUACCAGGAAUGGGUUCAGGACAGCAGCCGUAACAUUGUGCACGUACUGGAAGACGUCCCGUCCUGCCAUCCACCGAUUGACCACAUCUGCGAACUGCUUCCGAGACUGCAGCCCCGCUACUACUCGAUCUCUUCGUCUUCCAAGCUGUACCCUACCACGGUGCACGUCACGGCCGUUCUGGUCAAGUACGUCACCAAGACCGGACGUACCAACAACGGCGUCGCUACGACAUUCCUGGCCCAGAAGAAGGUUAACGGAGAAUCGCUGCCGCGGGUGCCGAUCUUCAUCCGCAAGAGCCAGUUCCGGUUACCGGCGAAAACGGAAACCCCGGUCAUCAUGGUCGGCCCGGGAACCGGGUUGGCUCCCUUCCGAGGCUUUAUCCAAGAGCGAGAUUUCAACAAGCAGGAAGGCAAGGAAAUCGGCCAGACCGUCAUGUACUUUGGCUGUCGCAAACGGUCCGAGGAUUACAUCUACGAAGAGGAACUCGAAGACUACGUCAAGCGCGGCGUAAUCAGCCUGAGGACAGCCUUCUCGCGUGACCAGCCGCAAAAGGUGUACGUUACGCAUCUGCUAGAGGAAGACAUGGACCUGAUCUGGGAAGUGAUAGGAGUCAACAAGGGUCACUUCUACAUUUGCGGGUACGUACGCCGUUCAAACCGAAACCUCCAAACCUCCCGCUCACCUAUCUCUCUUUCUCUCUCUUCCUUCAGUGACGCCAAGAACAUGGCCACCGACGUGCGGAACAUUCUGCUCAAGGUGCUGCAAACCAAGGGCAACAUGAGCGAGAGUGAAGCCACGCAGUACGUCAAGAAGAUGGAAGCCCAGAAGCGGUACUCGGCCGACGUGUGGAGUUAAUCCGGUCGUCCGCCUCCAUCGUUUCCCCGCUAAUCGUAGUUCAAAGUACCAACCAAACGUGCGCGUGCGAUCGCGUGUUCCCAUUUUCCCCCGCUCCCAUCGCUGUCAUCCGCUUUUUCUCCGAUGUUCUGUCGCCUGGAAUACACGUGUCAACAGGCGCCGCAGCCGAUGCCGAUGGUCAAGGUUGCAUGCGGUACCAAAUCUAUCGGCUGCGACGCGAUUUUAUUACUUUGUGUUAACUUGUGGGGUUUCCUGUGUUUAUUUUUUAAAAUUUAUAUUCUCUAAAGCAAUGCUACAACUCACUCUUCUUAAGCAAGUGCCCGGAAGUUUUGCAAAAUUAAGAUUCACCACAUUAAGGGGAAGUAAUGAAAAAAUGGGUUCAUUUGUUAUAGUGAUACGUAUAAACAAUAGUUUAAUACAGCUUUGUUACAACAUAACAAGUAAACCAGACAAAAAGCAACACACACAAAAAUUAUGAUGCGACUGUUUUUUAUUAUUAUUUUUUCAUAUAAUAUUGAAUAGUGCUGGAUGUUUCGUUGAGAUAAGGAUAAGACAAAACAAUAAACGCGUGGCUGGAAGCGCACGUGGCAUGCGAGGCAAAUAAUAAUAAAAAUUGUUCAUAAUGUAGGAUCAAGAAUGAUGCAAUACACUAUUUUGGAGAUAUAUUUGAUGGUAGCAGUAACAAA